Funneliformis geosporum is the source of this 2565-nucleotide messenger RNA. Lineage: Eukaryota; Fungi; Glomeromycota; Glomeromycetes; Glomerales; Glomeraceae. The record is from the annotation of a GenBank genome assembly.
AUGUUCUUUUUAAUAAAGCCCUCCUUUGUCACGUCCGUUUCUGAAACCUCGUCUCCUAUCAAUGGUGUUGUCGUUGAUGAUUUGUCUUUAACAAACGCACCUUCAACAACUGAGGUCAAAAAGAUUGUACUGUUGAAACGAAAUCCAAACAUUAACAACAAUACGAUUAAUAACAACAAUAUGAACAGUAGUCCUACGAAUAAUGCAGGAUCUAGUAAUGUUGUUCAAUCGUAUGAAUUAUUAUUACCAAACCCCAAUAGGUCUGAAACAUCAUCGCCAAGCCUUGACAUGGAACUGACACCAGAGCAAGCUGCGCAUCUUGGUGAAAUCGAUUUUAAUACGGGUCUUGAUGGAUUCUUAUUGGCCGCCCUUAAAAAUCCAAAAGAUAGACUAUUUCUCUUAAAAUUGGAUCGAGAAAUGGAACGGUUUAUAAAAGAAAAAAAUCGCACGCGAUUAGAAUUUCCACCUAUGAAUUCCUAUCAAAGACUUAUUGUUCAUCGUGUUGCACAAUAUUUUAAAUUAUCACAUGUGGUGGAUACAAGCGGAAAGGCUGUGGUUUUAUACAAGUCCGCAGAAACUCAAAUGCCUAUUCUCAGAUUUUCUGAUCUUCUUGAACAAGAGGAAGAAAAACCUGAAAAAUCAGUGAAAAUUAUGAGACGGCAGCAAUCAUACCCUCAAGGACAACUUAGAUCUGGAGAUUCAGAUAGUAAUUCUGAAGGUGAACGUAAACUUUUGACAAUCGAAGAGCGUGAAGCUGCAUAUCAAAAAGCUAGGGCCAGGAUAUUUAAAGAUUUGGAACAAAAAAAUGGGGAGAAUGAGCAGGAAGACACUGAUGGGUCUAUAAACUCGAGUCCUAGUGUAAAAAGUUCCAAUAUUCCAACUAGUAAUGAUAAUCAGAAUAGUGACUCAUCAUCCUCUAACAAGUCCAAAGGGAAUCAGCAACAGCAAAAUGGCAAAGGUGGGAACAACAAUAAGGGUGGUAAACAAUCACAGCAGGCAAAUAAGGCUGCAGGAAAUAACAAAAACUCUAAUAAUAAAAAUAAUGGAAGUAACGCAAAGAAUCGACAACAUCAUCCUGCAAGACCACAUUUGCCAAACCACUACAUGAACAUUCCUACUGAGUGGAACCCUACACUUGGUCAUUACACGCGACCAGGGGUUAGAAAUUUAUGGGGGACUGAUUCGUUUAACGGUCCUCAAGAAAUGAGUGGAAGCCCUUCUUUGUUCAAUCAUCAACAGAAUAAUCCAAAUCCGUUUUUACCUCCUCGAACAACGCCACAGAGUGAUACAAAUUUUGUUCAGAAUCAGACUCAAAAUAAUUUAAAACAUAUGAACCAAUUCCCUCAGAAUCCUUACGCACAUCCUCCAUAUACAGAAGGUAAUCACGUAAUGGCCGUAUCUUCAGGUGAUGGUAAUUCAAAUAAGUCGUCGGUUCGCGAAGGCAACGAAGGAAUUAAUGAAAAUAAAAUGAAUGAUCGUCAAUUGGAACAGAAAAGACCCAACAAUAGAAACUCGGUUAAUCAUCAAUCUCAACAACGUGACGGUCCGUUCUUUAAUCCUGUUUGGAAUAAUUCUUCCGAUUCCCAGACAAAUGUUUUUAAUCAAUCGCAAACAUCGAAUGAAUUUCCCGUUCAGAAUGCACCUGGAAUGUCCAUGAUGCCAUCCCACAUUUAUCCGGGGAUGAUCCCCCCUCCAAUGACUGGGCAACCAAUGGGACCUCGACGUAACAAUAACGGCAAUCAAAUAUUUCCCGGACCAGUUCCUCAAGAUUAUAUGCAACGUAUGGGUAUUGCACCACCACCUAUCAUGGGAUUCCCCCCCCAGCCAACACAGCCAAAUAUGACGACUACAGGUGCAAUAAGACCUCCAAAGUCAUCCGAACUAUUUGAUCCAAACAAUUCAAACAAUCUUCCCACAUCAACUGCUUUGAACACAGCCCCCUAUAAUAAAGUACCUGUUACUUCUUUACCGGUUAACAAUACUUCUCAAAUAUUAUCAAUUCCACCUACGAAUAUAUUAUCAUUACCCUCAAGACCUACUCAUCCAAUUUUAUCAUCUAAGAAUACGAACGAUAAUAGUAAUAGUAAUGCUAGCAACAAUUCUGUUGUAGAUGGUACUAUGAUGCGUUCUCUAAGCCUUUCAUCAAAUAGUAAUGGUAAUCACAACAAAAAGAAUAAGGAUGGUCCACUUUUAUUUGAUUAUUCUAUGCAAGUGCCAUAUGAAGGAGUAAAACCGAGUGAAGCCAAUGAACCACAAAAACCAAAUCAUAUACUUGAACUCUAUGAUUUUGGUGAAUCAGAUGAUCUUAUGAACAUUACAUUAACUAAUGCUAUCAUCAAGCGUGUAAGCCCUCCAAGCACUUCACCAAGUAAAAGGCCGACUAUUCUUGCAAUAUUUAAGAAUGCGCGUGAAGCGAACAAAGCAGUUCAAACUUUCAGGGGAGUUCGUUUUAAAAUUAAAACCUGGGAACCAUUAGUGAAAACAAACGUUAUAAAUAAUGGAGGUUCUCCGACAUCGACUGGACAGAUUUCAACUUCUAUAAAUUUGACACCAUCAAAAAAAUAA